CCUCUCUCUCUCUCUCUCUCAAAUUUAAUGCAUUACUUCAACGUUAAUAUCUUCUGCAUAACGGUAUCAUCAGCUUCUGCGGUGUCUUCCCGUCGGCUCUCGGAACACUAAAACUCCGACCAACUCAGCUUUCAAAGUGCAGGAAGCUUUGUUGAACAGAAAUGGCGGGCGAUCAACUGCAAGUGCUUAACGCACUUGAUUUGGCAAAAACACAAUGGUACCAUUUCACGGCAAUCGUCAUUGCCGGAAUGGGAUUCUUCACCGACGCAUACGAUCUCUUCUGCAUUUCUCUGGUCACUAAACUGCUCGGCCGGAUUUACUACCACGUCGACGGCGCGGCGAAGCCGGGGACUCUGCCGCCGAACGUUUCCGCGGCGGUGAACGGCGUCGCGUUCUGCGGGACGCUGGCGGGGCAGUUGUUCUUCGGGUGGCUCGGGGAUAAGCUGGGGAGGAAGAAGGUGUACGGAAUGACGUUGAUGAUGAUGGUGAUUUGUUCAGUCGCGUCGGGGCUCUCGUUCGGCCACACGCCGAAGAGCGUGAUGGCCACGCUCUGUUUUUUCCGGUUCUGGCUCGGAUUCGGGAUCGGCGGCGACUACCCGCUCUCCGCCACUAUAAUGUCGGAGUACGCCAACAAGAAGACGCGCGGCGCGUUCAUCGCCGCCGUGUUCGCGAUGCAGGGGUUCGGGAUCCUCGCGGGCGGGAUGGUGGCGAUUAUAGUCUCCGCGUCUUUCAAAUCCGCGUUCCCCGCCCCGGACUACGCGUUCAACGCCACGCGCUCCACGGUCCCGCAGGCCGACUACGUCUGGCGGAUAAUCCUCAUGUUCGGCGCUCUCCCCGCCGCGCUGACCUACUACUGGCGAAUGAAGAUGCCGGAAACCGCCCGGUACACCGCCCUGGUCGCCAAGAACGCGAAACAGGCGGCCUCGGACAUGUCCAAAGUUAUGCAGGUUACAAUAGAAUCUGAGCCAGAGAAAAUUAGUCAAGAAGCUGAAGGAAAUAACCAAUUCGGUCUUUUUACCAAACAAUUUCUCCAACGCCACGGGCUCCAUUUACUCGGAACUACCACGACCUGGUUCUUACUCGACAUCGCGUUUUACAGCCAAAAUCUCUUCCAGAAAGACAUAUUCUCUGCCAUUGGAUGGAUCCCAAAAGCCGAAACCAUGAACGCGCUCGAGGAGGUCUAUAGAAUCGCCAGAGCCCAGACGCUAAUCGCCCUCUGCAGCACAGUCCCGGGCUACUGGUUCACCGUGGCAUUAAUCGACAAAAUGGGGAGAUUCGCCAUUCAAUUAAUGGGAUUCUUCUUCAUGACCGUUUUCAUGUUCGCCUUAGCCAUACCCUACACCCACUGGACCCACAAAGACAACCGAAUCGGCUUCGUAAUCAUGUACUCCCUAACCUUCUUCUUCGCCAAUUUCGGCCCAAACGCCACCACAUUCGUCGUCCCGGCGGAGAUUUUCCCGGCCAGGCUGAGAUCCACCUGCCACGGAAUCUCCGCGGCGGCCGGGAAAGCCGGCGCGAUUGUCGGCGCGUUCGGGUUUUUGUACGCCGCGCAAUCCACUGAUCCUAAGAAGACUGAUGCGGGGUAUCCUCCUGGGAUUGGUGUUAGAAACUCUCUCAUUGUUCUUGGAUGUGUGAACUUUUUGGGCAUGUUGUUUACGUUGUUGGUGCCGGAAUCUAAAGGGAAAUCGCUGGAAGAGAUGUCGAGAGAGAAUGGGGAAGAAGAAGAGAGUGGAAGUGAGAUGAGAGCACAGGUGCGAACAGUGCCGGUUUAAUUACUAUUACUAGUCUUAAAAACAUGUUUACAUCCUAGUAAUUAACGUUGUAUGGGUUUAGUGACCAUAGCAGCACUAAGUCUCAUGAAGCAUAAUAAGUAUGCUGUCAUAUGAUAUGAUGAGAUUUUUUUUUUUUUUUUAAUGAAAAUAGUAGAAUUGCAAUAAAAUCUGAUAAUGUCUAGUUCUGUUUUGAGUGCUA
Messenger RNA from Ipomoea triloba (trilobed morning glory), 1971 nucleotides. RefSeq names its product inorganic phosphate transporter 1-4-like. Bases 162 to 1772 code for a protein of 536 amino acids. Gene Ontology annotation, cellular component: membrane. The transcript is spliced from 2 exons. Lineage: Eukaryota; Viridiplantae; Streptophyta; Magnoliopsida; Solanales; Convolvulaceae. Gene Ontology annotation, molecular function: phosphate transmembrane transporter activity. The record is from RefSeq and is a predicted model, not a curated record. Gene Ontology annotation, biological process: transmembrane transport; phosphate ion transport.